AUGUCUCGUAAAGGCGUUGGGCUUGGGGCCUUUAAUCGCUCGCGCAUAACUUCUGCUCAAUAUGCCUCUCAUGGCAAUAAUCUCCGGACCUCACACUCUACUUCCCUUGAAAACCAGCUCUCCGUCUUUCGUUCCCUGCUCCAGCAGUUUGCUCAGAGCCAUGGAAAAGAGAUAAGGUCGAACCCAAGCUUUCGCGCCGAAUUCGCACGCAUGUGUACUGUACUGGGCAUCGAUCCGCUCACCAGCAGUCACGCUUCUGGGGGUAAGGAGGGAGGUGGCAGCUUCUGGGCGCAGCUCUUAGGCGGCAGCGUAAAUGAUUUCUAUUUUGAACUUGCAGUUCGAGUGGUGGAAGUUUGCAGUGCUACCAGAGAAGAGAAUGGUGGGCUUAUAGGGGCUAAGGAAGUUAGAGAUCGAAUUAUGAGUACCAAGAUUGAUCACAGUGCUGAUAUGACAGAAGAUGACAUCCUCCGCGCAGUAGAAACCCUUAAACCCCUUGGAUCUUCCUACUCGACCGUUCAAGUUGGAAACAAAACCUAUAUUCGCUCAGUGCCUCGAGAACUCAAUAUGGACCAAAGUGCUGUGCUAGAAGCGGCGCAGUUGCUCGGUUACGUCAGUGUAUCCAUGAUUAUGGUCAACCUACGAUGGCCUCGCGCGAGAGCAAUAACUACCAUCAAUGAUUUAACGACUAAUGGCAUGCUUUGGGUUGACAAACAAUCUUCUGAAUGGGAGUACUGGAGCCCGGGAUCCAUGGUACAAAGUGAUGAAGCAGGAGCUAUGUAA
Messenger RNA from Blumeria graminis f. sp. triticale, 780 nucleotides. NCBI's taxonomy places the organism in Eukaryota, Fungi, Ascomycota, Leotiomycetes, Helotiales, Erysiphaceae. The record is from the annotation of a GenBank genome assembly.